This is a messenger RNA of Knipowitschia caucasica, 1011 nucleotides long. Lineage: Eukaryota; Metazoa; Chordata; Actinopteri; Gobiiformes; Gobiidae. The record is from the annotation of a GenBank genome assembly.
AUGGAGAAGUACGUGGCCUUAGCGUCGCUGUUCUUCAUCCUCCUCUCCAUCUCCACCUUCUGCCUGGAGACACAUGAGGUCUUCAACACCAUCUACAACAAGACGGAGAACGUGACCGUGGGGAACGUGACCCGCGAGGAGAUCGUGUACGAGGUGGUGACCGAUGGCUGGCUCACGUACGUGGAGGGCGUGUGCGUCAUCUGGUUCACCAUUGAGGUGAUGGCGCGCGUGGUCUUCUGCCCGGACAAGGCCGAGUUCUUCCGCAGCGCGCUCAACAUCAUCGACUUUGUGGCCAUCGUGCCCUUCUACCUGGAGGUGGCUCUGAGCGGCCUGUCCUCCAAGACCGCCAAAGACAUCCUGAGCUUCCUGCGUGUGGUGCGUUUCGUGCGGAUCCUGCGUAUCUUCAAGCUGACCCGGCAUUUCGUCGGGCUGCGUGUGCUCGGCCACACCCUACGCGCCAGUACCAACGAGUUCCUCCUGCUCAUCAUCUUCUUGGCUCUGGGCGUGCUCAUUUUCGCCACCAUGAUUUACUACGCCGAACGCAUUGGAGCCGACCCGGACGAUCCGACUGCGGCUGCCCACACCAACUUCAAGAACAUCCCCAUCGGGUUCUGGUGGGCUGUGGUGACCAUGACCACGCUGGGCUACGGGGACAUGUACCCGGAGACCUGGUCGGGCAUGUUGGUGGGGGCUCUGUGCGCUCUGGCUGGCGUGUUGACCAUCGCCAUGCCCGUGCCCGUCAUCGUCAACAACUUUGGCAUGUACUACUCUCUGGCCAUGGCCAAGCAGAAGCUGCCCAAGAAGAGGAACAAGCACAUCCCGCGGGCGCCGCAGCCGGGGAGUCCCAACUACUGCAAGCCUGACGCGCUCGCCAUGGCCACCGCCUCGCCGCACAGGCUCAUGGGUAAUGUGCUGGGGCCGGGCAUGGUGGGCUCCGGCAGCAUGAUGGGCACUGGAGACUGUCCGCUGGCCCAAGAGGAGAUCAUCGAGAUCAACAGGGCAGGUUGCUAG